GUGGGAGUGGUAGUCAAAUAUACUUUGACCACUCAUCAGCUACAGUCAACUUGGACUACAACUCCCAUGAGUCAACAUUGGCGUGAGAACGACGCAUGCGCUUCGUGAGGGGGGCCGGGUUUAGUAUAAAAGGCAGCGUCCCAGGCUGGGUAGCAGCAGUCGGAGGUUAGUUGGUGAGAGAGUGUGCUAGCUGAGAGACAAGAGAGAAGGCAGGAGGAGGGGGGCUCAGCUGCCCAGUGUGUGUGUGUCCUUACAGCAGCCGCCAGCUGGUGGCAGCCUUAACAACUGCAUUCCAGUGCAGCAGCCUCUAGUCAACACGCUUGCCUCUGAAGUGGGAAGAGCACUGUCUGGAGAGCCCAUCUCAAAGGUGCUUCUGUCAUAUGCAAGGUGGCUUUAUAUUACAGGCAAGUUGAUUCCCUCUGCUUCAUGGCUCCAUGAACACUUGUCACCUAAUAGGGAGCUGAACAGCGUGUCAGUAGCACCCGAGUGGGACUUUGACUCUUCUGCUGCACCCCAGGGAGGGAAAAUUGGGGUACCAUGGCUGAAGUGGGAGUUCAGGAGCCAGCCUUACCCUGCGAAACUUUGGCAGGUGGGGGAACCCUGCUGGCCAGCAAAGAUAGUGGGUGGCAACUGAGUGCAGAGGAGGGGAGAGGGGAGUGCCUGAGAAGAAAUCCCUCCACCCUGUCGUCCUGCCCAGAAGAGGAAGAAGAGGACCAUGGCAAGUUAGGACAGCUCGGCCAUGGCAAAAGCCAGCAGGAAGAAGAGUGGAAGGAGCUGGGCAAGAAGAGGCACCGGAGGCUGCCAUCCAAAAAGAAGAGGAGGUGGAAGCCGUACAACAAGCUGACCUGGGAGGAGAAGAAGCGCCUGGAGGAGCGGGAGUCUCAGAGGGCGUCCAGGAUGAGGGCCGAGAUGUUCGCCAAGGGGCAGCCUGUGGCACCGUACAACACCACCCAGUUCCUCAUGGACGAUCAUCAUCAGGAGGAACCGGACCUGUGCCCGCCACAGCGGAGAGGGCCCCCCGCCGCCCUCCCCUCCCUACACGCCAACUCCUUCAGCAAAGGUGACAGCACGGAGGAGGAUGUGGAGGAGGAGGACGAUGGCACCGGCAGCGACUGCAUGGGCAGCGAUGAUGGGGCGGAAUUCCUACAGAAGGACUUCUCGGAGACCUAUGAGCGCUACCAUGCCGAGAGCCUGCAGGACAUGAGCAAGCAGGAGCUGAUCCGGGAAUACAUGGAGCUGGAAAAGUGCUUGAGCCGCAUGGAGGAAGAGAACAAUCGCUUGCGGCUCCAGGAGGUGACGGCUGCGCAGGCAGCGGGGUCCAAGGACUCCAAGAUCCAGGAAUUGGAGAUGGAGGUAGAGAAGCUCAGAGAAGAAAAUAAAAGGCUGCUACGGGGAAGGGAGCAAGGGGCGGCUGACCCGUAGCGGCCACACUGCAGAUACACCUCCACCUGGACAUGGACUUUCCCCCUUCCCAUGCACUCUGACAGGCAUUACACAGCCAUAGACACGUCCCCCUACACACACCAGACACACGUGCCCGCCCGCCCCCCAGUCCUUACAUUGGAGAAUGACCUGAACGCGCAUUGCAAUGACUGCUGGUCACCGCCACUUACUAUGACUGUAGAUCACGUUCAGAGACUUGACUUCCUUUUUAACAGUACGUGAUCACAAGACAGACUAGUUUCAUGGUGUCUAUAGAGCCUAUACUUGUUUUUGUUACCGCUAUCUUGUCAUUUAUAACUGGUCGAAUUUUCUCACCUUUCUUUUUCUUUUUCAUGUAAUGUUUAUUUUUCUCUUUACUCUGAAGGGUUUUUUUUUUAAAUAAAUGUUUAAACUUUACCAAAGCUGUUUUGAUUAUUUAGUAUGUUUUGUGCUGUUCAUGUCUGCCAUUGUUUAGAAGUCAUGUUAUUUGUGUGGCUAUACUAUACCCCUUCUCCCCUCUGCUGUCUUUCUGUGACCCCCUUUUCCUAAUUUCUUAAUACAUUUUACAAAUGUUUUUUAUGGGUUUUCUUUUUCUAAUUGCUCUCUCAAUACUGUACUUGGGUGCAUUGAUCCGUUCCCCCCCUUUGGUAUAUAUGAAAUUUGUUAAUGGGGCAGAGUUGUAGAAAAUGGUUUGGGGCGUGUCUAUGCAAGUUGGUCUUAUUUAUGAGGUAACUGUAAACUUCAUAUCCAUUUACAAUGGUUAUGAUGGCAGCUGGAAUUUAAUAAUUCCGUCUGUUUGUAAGUUCAUCAACUAUUCUUAGGACAGCCAGCAAAAUACACUUCUCAAUC
Pseudophryne corroboree (corroboree frog) is the source of this 2271-nucleotide messenger RNA. It is a transcript of the gene HEXIM1, whose product is annotated as HEXIM P-TEFb complex subunit 1. Gene Ontology annotation, cellular component: cytoplasm; nucleus; nucleoplasm. Lineage: Eukaryota; Metazoa; Chordata; Amphibia; Anura; Myobatrachidae. The transcript has a single exon. Gene Ontology annotation, biological process: negative regulation of cyclin-dependent protein serine/threonine kinase activity; negative regulation of transcription by RNA polymerase II. Gene Ontology annotation, molecular function: 7SK snRNA binding; cyclin-dependent protein serine/threonine kinase inhibitor activity. The record is from RefSeq and is a predicted model, not a curated record. The coding region runs from base 538 to 1422 and encodes 294 amino acids.